Messenger RNA from Trypanosoma rangeli, 1761 nucleotides. Its product is annotated as putative protein kinase. Bases 1 to 1761 code for a protein of 586 amino acids. Lineage: Eukaryota; Euglenozoa; Kinetoplastea; Trypanosomatida; Trypanosomatidae. Gene Ontology annotation, molecular function: protein kinase activity; ATP binding. Gene Ontology annotation, cellular component: spindle pole centrosome; spindle microtubule; spindle midzone. The transcript has a single exon. The record is from RefSeq and is a predicted model, not a curated record. Gene Ontology annotation, biological process: mitotic spindle organization; regulation of cytokinesis; protein phosphorylation.
AUGGCGGCCCAACACGAGACGCCCUUCGGCGUUGGUGGCUCUUGGAUGUACGAGUGGGACUGUAGCAGGAGGAUGGGUGAUACUUCCCGUGCGUCGCCGCGCCUCAUGACGUCGACUGCCGCCGCUGCCGUUGUGAAGGAUGCUGUGUCGGUGUGCAGUUCAGGCUCCCCCAAGGGCCGCAGGGUGGUGGUGCAGCGGCCCAUGUGGUCUUUGGACGACUUUGACGUGGGGCGAAAGUUGGGUGAGGGACGCUUUGGCAAGAUUUACCUCGCAAGGGAGAAGCGAACGAAGUGCGCUGUCGUGCUAAAGUGCCUUUCAAAGGACAUGAUCCGCUACCACGAUCUCGCCCACCAGCUAAGGCGGGAGGUGGAGCUGCAGGAGUACGCAGGACGUCAUCAUUGUCAUAUCUUGCGCCUUUUUGCGUACUUUUGGGAUGAGCUGCGGGUCUUUUUGGUGUUGGAGUACGCGGACGGGGGGAACCUGCAGACCCUACUGGACUCACGGACGCGGCAUCGCCUGUCGGAGGAGGAGACACGAGGUAUUCUGCGGCCUCUGCUUUCAGCGCUCGACUUUCUGCAUCAGCGGGACAUUAUCCACCGCGACGUGAAGCCGGAUAACAUUUUAAUCAAAGGCGACGAGGUGAAACUGGCAGAUUUUUCAUGGGCGGUGCGUCUUGACGGUGGGGUUUCGCAGCACUCCCGCCGCUACACACUUUGCGGCACGGUGGAUUACCUUGCACCAGAGCAGGUCUUAAAGCGGGGUUGCAGCACGAAGGCGGAUGUGUGGGCUCUUGGAAUCUUGACCUACCGCGUUCUGUGCGGUUGUCUGCCGUUUGAACACCUCUCCACGUGGGAGGUGUGUGCCCGUAUCUCAAAAGGGGAUGUGCGCUUUCCCGCACACCUUUCAACGGAGGCAUGCGACUUUAUGAAGUCUCUCCUUUGUGUGGAUGAAGCAAACCGACUUUCCUGCCAGGAGGCCCUGCAACAUCCCUUCAUGCAGGGCAUUAGUUGUGGUCUGGGCGAAAGUAGUGUGGAGACAGAGCUUCCAAGCGCCGUGAGCCUUUCGUGCGUAGCCACGCCUGAGCCGUGGGAUGCACAGCUGAUGCAACUCUUUCAGCCGACGCACACGACGACCACCACAGCGGAGGCGGCGGAGGCGGCGGACACCACAGCGGGUGAGCGAAGGCGACAGUCGCAGACCCAACUGCCGCUGCAAGUAAGCGAUAGAAGUAGUGGGAGCGGUGGUAGUCCAAGUAUCACCAACAGUGGCAAUGGUGCUGCUUGCAAGUGGGCUACGACGGCCCAUUGCAGCCAGUCCCUUUCGGGUGCUAGUUUUGUCACGGUUAGCUCUUCUCAUUCCACGGAGCGCAUGCCGAGCAUGCACGACGUGUGCACACCCAGCGUCUCCCCCACCCCGCACACAGAAUGGGCGACGUUAGUGAGAAAUGUUGGCAAUGGAGCAGUGUCAAAGAGCAGUAGCGACGAUGUGGCGACCUCAAGCCAAGGGGCAAGUCUUAGCCACCCCCGUAACCAGAACAGCACAUGCGAUAGAAGCGGCUUGGUUACAACACAGUUUGGACCGACUCCAUCCCUCUCACCGCUGCUUGUAUACCCAAAUGUUGUCAGGGAAGACAUCGAGCAUGGGAAAGAGGAUGUGGAGCGAGACUGCGCUCUGCAGCUGCGCUUUGACGAUAGCCCUGUGCCCCUAUCUCAACUCACAGCCGCGUCAGCAAGCACCGUCGCUUCCGUCGAGGAGGUGUAG